GGCAAGGCCCCCGACGACCCAUCCACCCCGCUCGAGGUAUGCACUGCUCAGGAGCAGGGACUCCCAGAGGGUACCAGCCUCGGGCGGGCGUCGCCACGCUUUGAGUCAGGAGAUAGACAACACAGAACGCAGCAAGGCGGAAAACAUGGAUACUUCAAGGACAACGGCGUUUGCGAACACAACUGCAACCAGCGGGACAACAGCCUCAGGAAUGGCAGCGACAGCCGAUAUGACAAGGACCUCCCCGACGACAACAAUGGCAUGGAUGCGGAGAGCCACAACAUCGCGGAGGAGGAGGAGGACCGCGAAGGCCCAUACGAGGGGCUCAUGAUCCAGAGCCUCAGCCAGCACCGGAAGGCGACCGACAGCGACACCUGCCACACGAACGGCAGGGUCGAGGACUCCCCCAUUGCG
Molecule: messenger RNA, 414 nt
Organism: Prorocentrum cordatum
Lineage: Eukaryota; Dinophyceae; Prorocentrales; Prorocentraceae
Source: the annotation of a GenBank genome assembly